Molecule: messenger RNA, 2214 nt
Organism: Colletotrichum destructivum
Lineage: Eukaryota; Fungi; Ascomycota; Sordariomycetes; Glomerellales; Glomerellaceae
Product: Putative Zinc finger C2H2-type
Exons: 4
Coding region: 1-2214 (737 amino acids)
Source: RefSeq, a predicted model, not a curated record
AUGGCCAAAAGCUUCGCAGACCUGGCCGCAGACAUCAACACGUCCUUUGACUGCCUUGUGGGCACCGUGGAAGAUGCCGAUGGCUUCGCCGUUCAGUCAUCACUCCAGUACAAGUUUCGGGAUCAGCUUGCUAGAUUCAGGGUAUGGUCUGGCGACACUGGUGCUCUCGACAAGGAUCAGGACUCCUUAGAGUCAAGGCUUCGCGACGCUUCGCACAUUCGCACGCAAAUCCUGGAGCUCCUCGAUGACUUGGACCAGUCUCUGAAAGAUGCGAGACACAUCAUCUCUUCCUUCGAUCCGUCAUGGAUUGGCCUGAAAGAUGGAGAAGAAGAUUUGAGUGAUGUUGAUGCCGAGACAGAAGUCACAGAGAUAGCAGCAGACAUCACCGACCUGAUCGACUGUCUCUCAAGGCUCUCCUUUUCCAUUCACAACCCGGCACCCCACGACCAUAUCGUGGCUCCGGUAAUGGCCAACGCUGCAAACAUUGAGCAGCAGGAUAUCCAGCACGUACGCAACGAGUUUCCCGGGAUUAAAGACUACCUCGCACGGCGUUUGGGAAAUUCCAUAUCCCGCAGACGAGAGUUUCUUCAGUAUCUCAAGACCGCCCGCCCCAGUUGCCGCAGUCGUAUAAGCACAAAAGAAACUGAAUUCGUACAAAACGCAAACACCAUCUUGAUUCGGGAGAAAGCAAAGCGCAUGAUUUCAGCUGGUGACUUGAGCGAUGGCUUGAGCGACGACUCCGGCUGUGUCUCCGGAGGCUCUCAAAGUGCGUACCAAACACCAGAGAUGACCCCGGGCAGAAACAAUGAUCCAACAGUUACCCGGGAGCACUCGAAUUUCGGAAUUCCUUUGACGAAAGAGGGAGCCGACAUAACCGUGGAUUGCCCUUACUGUCACAUGGAAGUUUCUGUGAAGACCGCAUCCUCGUUGAAAAAGCAUCUGUUGGAGGAUAUCAAGCCAUUCAAUUGUCUUGCCAAGGUCUGCACAAUCUCCGAGAACAGUUUCUCGACGCUCGACGAGUGGAUGCAGCAUAUGGUACAGAACCACCUGCGAACAUAUCGCUGUCCGAUGCUUUGCGAGAAGACGUUCACAUCCCGAUCUGAUUCCGCGAAACACUUGACUCAGGACCAUCCUAAUUCGGUAUCAGAACGACACGUUGAUGCACUGAUCAGGCUAAGUUCAGAACCCCUAGACCCAGACACAUCCGUUUCUUGUCCUUUGUGCCUGAAAAGUCUACCGUCACUGAGGAAGUACAAGAAGCAUGUUGGCAACCACCUGGUGAAGCUGGCGCUGUUUGCGCUGCCCGAAACUGGUAGCCCGAAACAACACCACGGUCAGGACAACGUUGGAAUCGAAGAAGUGACUUUGGACGCAGGCGCCUUCGUCAAGCGCCCCGUCUCUCCCGGUGAUGGACCCAGUCCCCAUGUCUCCGCCAAUGAUGAUGGAACGAAGCCGUCGAAUGAUAGCAAAGGCCUUGAUACCCUCAUAGGGGACACGGAACAACCCCCGCGUGGCCACUCUCAACAGCCAUCGGCUGGGGAGAAGCCUACGGGCAUGGAACCUACGACACAACGACCAACAUCCCCUCCAGGUGGUGAUCAGCAACCACCGAAUAAUGAACUGUCGCAAACUACCUCAGUAUCAAAAGCUAGGCCAAAGAAGUAUUUUGUCUCGAGAGACGGCAUAGACCACGAUGUCAUUAAGGCCGAUAUCUGUCUAUAUCUUGGACCCGACGCCACGGUACAGCCAAGUGUUCACCAGGCCAUGCUCGACGACCUCAAGACCGACUCCGCACAUUGGAAAGUCGAAAGAGUAUGGAUCAAACCAGCUGGCUAUGGCGAGUCGUUAACCCACGCUUCGCGUCGACGUUACCUUCAGACAAACCCCACCAUCUACGCAGGCAAUGGCACAAGAUCGCAAAACAGUGCCUCUAUGUAUCGAUCCCGGAUGACGUCGGAUCCCGAGCCUGUCAACAGAUAUGGCAAGGACCUCGGAUACGAUAAGACUGCAGCUGAAAUAUAUAAUAAGCGUCCAGGGGGAGGCUAUCCCUCCGCCUUCUAUCCAAACCCGACCCCAGCCCUGCUUCCAAUCCUCUACAAAAACAAACCGAUGCUCUCAGGUAUACAGGGUUGGGACGAUUUCGAUCCACAAGCCGAUAUCCCGAUUGCCGAGAUGUACAAGCCGAUAGGCUACUUCAACCAGGCGGAUGGAUGA